This is a messenger RNA of Toxorhynchites rutilus septentrionalis, 1645 nucleotides long. Its product is annotated as DAZ-associated protein 2. Lineage: Eukaryota; Metazoa; Arthropoda; Insecta; Diptera; Culicidae. The transcript has 4 exons. The record is from RefSeq and is a predicted model, not a curated record. Bases 207 to 800 code for a protein of 197 amino acids.
UGCUUUCAGAUCAGCACACAGAAGAGAAGCAAGCGAAGUUGACAUUUUCUAGACAAACAAAUCGAUAUUUUAAAAGUUACUCAAAGCAGCAGAAAAAUCUUUAACGCAAUUUUGUAUUUAUUUUUAACUUAUAUAGUAUUAAAAAUAUAUAUAGUUACGAAUUUACAAGUUAACAAUAUUAGCGAAAAAGCAGAUCAUCCUAAAAUAUGAAUAACAAAGCGAACAAUGGUUAUCCAUACGAUGCGGCCCAAUCAGCAGCGUACCAACAAUAUGUGAACAGCCAAAUUCCAGCUCACGCACAGAUUCCCCCAUCCUACAACUCGGUGGUAACGAGCAUGACACCAGCCGGUUAUCCGCCCUAUCCACCGGGGAUGGUUCAGCAACCGUUCUACACCAACAGCUGGAGUAUGAAUCCGUCCGCGCCACAGGCCGCCCCGAUGCAAUUUGCUCACUCUCAUCUUCCACCGCCACCACCGUACGCAGCGGCUACCCAGUCGAUGUCCGGUAUUCCUUCGCAGACCGUGCACCCAACGAUGUAUCAGUAUUCGAUCGCAACUCAACCGCAAGCACAGCCACAACAAGUGUAUCAGACCCCCAUAUAUCCCAUACAGGGAGCAAUAUAUGAUGCGGGUGCACGUUUCGGAAAAACGGGCGGUUCUGCCACUAUUCCGCCUCCACCGCCGGGAAUCGCUCCAACUGCGGCCCAGAUUGCCGCUAUGCAAGGUCAGCAGGUAGCGAUGACGAAGAAGAAAAACAAUUUCGUUCACGGAGGUAAUGGAGCUGGAUUUACGUUUUGGUAAAUUCCUGUGCGCACAACAUGCGUUUAUUGACCCACACGCGAAUAUUAGUUACUAAGUGAAACAAAUCCAAAAAACCAGUGAUUUAAAUUUCGUCAUUAUUAUUUGGUGAUGCAAGCUGCCAUUUGAGAGCCGUCGGUAUGUUCCAAUUUAGUUGUAAUAUUUAGUUUUCUUGUUUUAUUUGUUGUUUACUACCGUGGCGUGAUUAAGCCUGCUCAUCACUUGAAGACGAAAUAUAACACACACAAAAUUAACAUACAUUUGAGAACUAAAACGAAGCGAAUUGUAACGAAUUGGAAGUUAGCGAAACGAAACAAAUAUAUUACUACAAAAGUGUUAUUAAAUAAUUAUUAAUCGCGGUGAGGCACAAAGGCCGUAGAGUUUUGACCCGUUGCAUCGUACCAGUUUAACGGAACGCAACAGUAAUCAAUUAAAUUGAAUAAUAUAGGUAAUUAUUAUUCACAUUAUACUAGAAACAGCCCAUUAUAGGCUGACCGAUACCUAUAUUAAACGAAUGAGUUACAAAUAAACACAAAAAACACAUUAAACAGAUAGAAGAAAUUGCGAUUUCAACUAGUCGCAUAAGACAAGGGAUACACAAAUCACAAAUUAGUUUAGACAAAACGACGAAGGAGCAAACAAUAUUUGUAUUACCAUCAAAAAUGGAAAGUAACAAUAGGGUCUGAAUAACAGGUGCAAACCAUACAGAAUGCCAUAAGAACUGCAGGUACACACAUAUAAAUAUAUAACAGUUUCCACAGUGCAGUUUCUGCUUUGUUUACACAUAAAACACCUGUGAGCAUAUUCCUCAACAAUAUAGAAAAUAGAAAAUGCUAAUGCGAUUAUCA